Molecule: messenger RNA, 2127 nt
Organism: Vicia faba (fava bean)
Lineage: Eukaryota; Viridiplantae; Streptophyta; Magnoliopsida; Fabales; Fabaceae
Source: the annotation of a GenBank genome assembly
AUGGCUGCUAUAUCUGGUGUUGUUUCCCGCCAAGUUUUGCCUGUUUGUGGUUCUCUUUGUUUCUUUUGCCCUUCUUUGAGGGCUAGGUCCAGACAGCCUGUCAAGAGGUACAAGAAGCUCAUUGCUGACAUUUUUCCUCGUAACCAGGUGACACAGGAAGAUGAGCCAAAUGAUAGGGCAAUAGGAAAACUUUGUGAUUAUGCUGCCAAAAAUCCUUUACGCAUCCCAAAGAUUGUUAAUGCCCUUGAGCAAAGGUGUUACAAGGAGCUACGGAAUGAGAAUAUUCGCUCUACAAGAAUUGUCAUGUGUAUCUACAAGAAAUUUCUGCUUUCUUGUAAAGAACAAAUGCCAUUGUUUGCUAGUAGCUUACUAAGUAUUAUCCAAACCCUGUUGGAUCAAACACGGCAGGAUGAAAUGAGAGUUAUUGGAUGUAACGUUCUUUUUGAUUUUGUAAAUAAUCAGGUUGAUGGAAGUUACCUGUUCAGCUUAGAAGGUGUUAUCCCAAAGCUCUGUCAAUUAGCUCAAGAAACGGGGGAGGAUGAAAGGGCUAGAAUUUGUCAUUCAGCUGGUUUAAAAGCUCUUUCAUCAAUGGUUCGGUUUAUGGGGGAACACUCUCACAUAUCAGUUGAGUUUGAUAAUAUUGUUUCAGCUGUCUUGGAAAACUAUGAAGUUCCUAAAGAAAAUUCAGCUAGUCUUGAUCAUGAGGAACAAGGUAGUGAGACUAAGUUGGAUCAAGGCACCGCCAAUGAGGGUCAAAUCUCUCAUUUGCUAGAUGUCAAAAAGAGAAACCCAUCUUGGAGUAAAGUUGUUAACGACAAAGGCGAUGUAAAUUUUGCAAUGGAAGAUGACGGGAAACCCUCUUUUUGGUCCGGGGUUUGCCUACAUAGCAUGGCCAAUUUAGCUAAGGAAGGGACUACUAUACGUCGUGUAAUGGAAUCUUUGUUCCGGUACUUCGAUAGCGGCAAUUUGUGGUCUAUAAACCAGGGUCUUGCUUUUUCUGUGUUGAAGGACAUACUAUUUUUGAUGGAUGAUUCUGAGAAAAACACACAUGUAUUGCUGUCAAUGUUAAUUAAGCAUCUAGAUCAUAAAAUUGUUAUUAAAGAACCCAACAUGCAGCUGGACAUUGUUGAGGUGGUCACUUCACUAGCUCAAUAUGCAAAGGUCCAACCUUCUGUAUCAAUAAUUGGUGCAGUAAGCGACAUGAUGAGACAUUUGCGGAAGACCAUACAUGGUUUCCUAGAUAACUCAAAUAUGGAGACUGACGUAAUCAAUUGGAAUAAAGAUUUCAGAAAAGUUGUGGAUAAAUGCCUUGUUCAGUUAGUAAAUAAGGUUGGAGAAGCAGACCCAAUUAUUGAUGUUAUGGCUGUGAUGUUAGAGAAUAUCUCAACAAUUACAAUGACAUCCCGAACCACGAUCUAUGCUGUCUAUCGGACGGCUCAAAUUGUAUCCACCUUACAAAACCUGUCUUAUCAGAAAAAGGCAUUCCCUGAGGCAUUAUUUCACCAACUGCUUUUGGCUAUGGUCCAUCCAGAUCAUGAGACACGAGUGGUAGCUCACCGCAUUUUUUCUGUCAUUCUUGUGCCAACGGCUUCCGAUCCUAAAGUAUUGGGUGUUCCAAGAACACUUUCGAGAGCAGUCUCUUUUUUCACUUCUUCAGCUUCUAUAUUUGAGAAACUAAGAAUGGAGAAACGUUCUUCAAGUGUAAGAUUAAGUCAGUAUAACAAAGAAAAUGUUGCUGGAGAGAUUGAACCAGCUAGUAGCAAUGUUGGCAUCAUAGACAGAUUGAAGUCAAGCCAUAGUCGGGUAUAUAGUGUGAAUAAUCCUCCUCUAAAGAAUAAAAUGGACGAAAUUACUGCAAACAAUGAUAAACAAAACUUGGAUGUUGUUGCGCUCAGGCUGAGUAGGCAUCAGAUAAACCGAUUGAUAUCAUCAAUUUGGGCACAGUCUAUAUCUCCUGAAAAUAUGCCUGUAAACUAUGAAGCAAUUGCUCUUACAUACAGCUUGGUGUUGCUUGUUUCUAGAGUUAAGCUUCCAAAUGGUGGACAAGCCAAUAGUCGCUUGGGAUUUAACGGAACUUGGUUAGUUGCAGCAUGUUUUGUGGAUUGGUUACCAACUGGUUUGAUGUAA